This is a messenger RNA of Hippocampus comes (tiger tail seahorse), 3281 nucleotides long. RefSeq names its product asparaginase homolog (S. cerevisiae) (gene aspg). The record is from RefSeq and is a predicted model, not a curated record. The coding region runs from base 486 to 2519 and encodes 677 amino acids. Gene Ontology annotation, biological process: amino acid metabolic process. Gene Ontology annotation, molecular function: protein binding; asparaginase activity. NCBI's taxonomy places the organism in Eukaryota, Metazoa, Chordata, Actinopteri, Syngnathiformes, Syngnathidae. The transcript has 19 exons.
UAUUACAGUAAGAAGAAAAUAUCAAGUAACAGCUGCUGAACAAACGUAUACACAAGGAGAAAGAGACGUCAUUCGUCCUAAGAGAAAUGACGCUGACCUUCUGAAACGCCAAUUAUGGAUGCGAAGAAUGAAUUUAGCUAUAACUAUCUAAAAUAUUCUUUUUGACAAGGCAAAAUUACUAGGUUACUGAUGCAAUAUAAUGUGUGCAACCCGUGUUCAAUCCCUCAUUUGUUAAAUACGGCUUUAUGACUAGCCAUGGGUUGACCAUGGGUCACUUCGUGUGUCGGAAAGCCACGCCCCUUAUUACUGAUGUCACAGGAACAAAUCCCCCCCAAAGUAAACUCCGCGGAUAAAACUCACGCGUUGCUGGACAGGAAGCAGGUCGACAAGCGUAAGGGGUCCGUUGUGACGUUCAAAGACCACCGUAGGGUGAUACAAUAAUAGAAGCAGCAGCAGCAAGAGCAUUGGCUUUCUGUUCACCAGGCAUGGCGAGUAGCCCCCCAAACGUCUUGACGCCGCUUGCCCGGGCUCUGUCCCACCAUCAACUGGACACGGCAGAAUCCAACGAGGUGGUAUCGCCUCGAAAUGCCCAGGUCCAUCCGUGCCGAAGGAGGCAGCUAACGAGCUGCGGGUCGUUCGAUGGCACCGAAUUGGCCAGCUCGCCGAGUGUGGUCGAAGCGCGCGUCUUGGUCCUCAACACGGGAGGGACCAUCGGGAUGACACUCACGGACAACGUUCUUUCACCGAAAGCCAACGCUUUUGUGCAGAUUUUACGCAAGCUGCCCAUCCUUCACGAUGAGAUGUAUGCACAGCAGACCUGCAUGUAUGACUACUAUGGAUCCGAGCGCACUUUAGUCCUACCGAUGCCGACCACUCAUUCUGACCCACUAUUCCACAGUCUGAGUAAAACCAAAAAGAGGAUCAUCUACACAAUUAUAGAGUACAGCCCUUUGUUGGAUUCGGCCAAUAUGACCCCAGACGACUGGGGCAGAAUAGGAAAGGACAUAGAGAAAAACUAUGAAUCUUAUGAUGGCUUCGUGAUCCUUCAUGGCACAGACACCAUGGCCUAUACGGCCUCUGCACUUUCUUUCAUGUGUGAACAUCUGGGCAAACCCGUCGUCCUCACCGGCUCACAAGUGCCUAUCUAUGAGAUGAGGAACGAUGGCAGAGACAACCUGUUGGGGGCACUGUUGAUCGCCGGCCAGUUUGUCAUCCCUGAGGUGUGCCUGUACUUCUACAACAAGCUUUAUAGAGGAAAUCGUGUGACCAAAGUGGAUGCUGGGAGUUUUAAUGCAUUCACAUCCCCUAAUUUGGCUCCACUAGCCACCGCAGAGGUUGAUAUUGCAAUAAACUGGGACACGGUGUGGAGGGCAAACACCACAGUAAAGUUUCAAGUCUCCACUGAGCUCAACAGGAAUGUCGGCCUGCUGAGGCUCUUCCCAGGAAUAACUGCUGCCACUGUGAGGGCCUUCCUGCAGCCACCCAUGGAGGGAGUGGUUCUGGAGACCUAUGGCAGUGGAAACGGCCCGGAUAACCGCUCUGACCUGUUGGAGGAGUUGAAGAAGGCCACCGACUCUGGCGUCAUCAUCAUAAACUGCACACAGUGUCUGAGGGGGACGGUGUCUACAUCCUACGCCACUGGAAAGGUAUUGAUGGAUGCCGGGCUCAUAACUGGCGGUGACAUGACUCCAGAAGCCGCCCUAUCAAAACUGUCCUAUGUGUUGGCCAAGGAGGACCUAAAUCUAGAUGCCAAAAAAAAGAUGAUGGGCCAGAACCUGCGAGGUGAAAUGACUGCUGACUUGGCAGGAGCCAAGUUUAGUCUAAGUGACAGUCGAUUCAUCCAGGUUGUCGCCAAGUCUUUGAGCAUUAGCUGCAAAGAGGAGCUGGAGGCCAUCCGUGAUGCUCUGACACCUUCGCUGGCUUGUGCAGCCACAAAGAUUGGUGACAUCGAGGCCUUAGAAACCCUAAAAGAAAUGGGCAGUAAUUUGUGUCUGGGCGACUAUGAUGGACGGACCCCUCUGCACAUUGCUGCCUGCGAAGGAAACCUGAAAGCGGUGCAGUACCUGCUGACGAUUGGCGCCACAGUUUAUGCAAAAGAUCGCUAUGGCGACACACCCUUGUGUAACGCUGUACACUUCAGGCACAAGGAUGUCGUCAAGCUCCUGAGGAAGACAGGAGCCCACUUCUCCCGAGACGAGUUGGAGGAGGCAGGAUCAGAACUUUGCAGCCUGGUAGUUAGUGGCGACCUGGAGGGGCUGGAAAUAUGGAGUCUUGCUGGAGCUGAUCUGAAUAAACCAGGCUACGAUGGGCAGACAGCAGUUGAAUUGGCCAACGCUGCCGGCAAACCAGAAGUAGCGACCUUCAUACACAACCUCCUAAACAAAAAAGUGAUGACAGCAUUUUCAGGAUUGAAUGAUUAUGAUGAAUAUGAUGAGGAUGAGGAGAACGGCGGCGGGAUUGAAUUCGCGGCCUCUCCUGCUGAAAGAGAGCCCCAGCCGCUUUGUCCAGUUGCCAAGUGACAUCCACUUUCCUCUCACUUGUAGUAUAUACUCAGGCGCAGCUUGUUUGAAGCCGCAAAUGAUUCUCGCGUCCUUGUCCAAUUGCGUUAUAAGCACAACACAGGUUUGAAUGCACAGCAUAGUUGAAUGUUGGCACAAAUCACAUAUAAAUAUUUGAUAUUAGUACAAAUCUAUGUUUGAGGGUACACGUGAUAUUAUUGUGGACUAUGAACCAAAUGCUGCUGUAAAUUAAAAGAGCUGAUACGGUAUCCUUACUGUGAGUAUAACAAUAAAAUCAAGUUCAGGGCCUUUUAUUUUUGUACUUAUUUUUAUAGUGCGAUCAUAACAAAGACACUGAAGAAAAGCAUCUUUUUGUUGCUCUCCCUUGGUCAAAUACUUCCAAGAGUGUCCUGCUGCCAGAACACGUGAUAGAAAACUGUGAAGUGACUCUGCCGACUGAUCCGUCCUGUUUCUCAGCCGGAAGUUGUCGAGCCGGAAGAGUGGCAUAGCUCUCUCGCUGAAACGGAACUGGCAAUUUCAGUUACAACCGGGUUUCUGCAUGUGAUCCUUUUAAUGUAUUUUAUUCAUGUUUAGCGUAGUUGCCUUUUCCUUCUGCCGUGCUCACUUGUAUCUCUUCUUUCAUUGUCGUACUUAAGCAAAGAGCUGACUGAGUGUUGAAUGCCAUUCAAAGAAUUGUUUCUUGUUUUUAAAGGAAAACAAGUCAUCAUGCUGUUUCACAAUUUAAUUUCUUGCUGCUGCUGUUUUUUUUUGUGAUACUGUUUC